ACCCGGUUACGGAAGCCGACGAGGGCCGAGCGCGCGGGCCUGGCGUGAAGGAAGUUAGCGGCGGAAUCCCAGAUAGAGGCGGAGAGGGACUCGGAUCCAAUGGCGACCCCAGAGGCCAGCGGCAGCGGCGGGAAUGUCGAGGGUUCCGAACCCUCCGUCACCUACUACCGGCUGGAGGAGGUGGCGAAGCGAAACUCGGCGGAGGAGACGUGGAUGGUGAUCCACGGGCGAGUCUACGAUAUCACCCGCUUCCUCAGCGAGCAUCCUGGUGGGGAAGAGGUUCUGCUGGAACAAGCUGGCGCUGAUGCAACUGAAAGCUUUGAAGAUGUCGGCCACUCCCCUGAUGCUAGGGAGAUGUUAAAGCAGUACUACAUUGGUGAUGUCCAUCCGAGUGACCUUAAACCUAAAGGUGAUGACAAGGAUCCUUCAAAAAAUGAUUCAUGCCAAAGUUCUUGGGCAUAUUGGAUUGUCCCCAUCGUGGGUGCUGUUCUUAUAGGUUUCCUGUAUCGUCACUUCUGGUGCGACAGCAAAUCCUCCUGAGGAGACCAUGUUGAAGUGUGGGCACAUGCUCCUGGGAUGAGAGGUGGAGACUUGUGUGGAGGCUGCGGGUGCUCCCUCCUUGGAUCCUGCCAGUUGUUUUCUUUCCCCUUGGAGCCAAGAUGGUUGACCAGAUAUCUAUUCUCCUUCAAUGUAGGACCAGAGUCUUUCCUCAGCCAGAGCCUGAUGCCCAAAGCACCUGUUCACGCUGUGUCCUUGCCAGGGUUUUCUCUCACUGGUUCCCAGUCCUUCCCUUCAUUUCAAGAGUUGAUGCGAAUGACUUAGAGUUCCUGUGUGGUGGUGACAUGGCCUUUGGGGACACUACAUGAUUUCUAAUAUUUUGAAUUCGCAAUAGACACAGUUAAGGGAACAGUGGUGUAGUUAUGAAACUUUCCCCAUUUUUCUUUUAAGUAAAUUUAUUUUUUUUAAAUUCUGAUUUAAUUUUGUCAUUCAUAAGGGAUUUAAUUCAUGAGGUUGUGUAUCUCUUAUUUCAAACACAGCUGCCAAAUAAUCUUAUUUAUGAUUGUUAGAAGUAAGGAGCCAGUAAGAUGGAUAAAAGCGAUUGCUGAAAAGCCUGACGACCUGCGUCUGAGUCCCUGUACCCACAGGGUAGAAGGAGAGAACCAGUUUCCAAAAGAAAUUGACACACACACACACACCAGAUGUAAUUUUUAAAAAUAGAACAACAGCAACAGUGGUUGUCUCCCUCCCCCACCCCGAUAGUGUAGCUGAUGGUGCCUCCUGACCCUAAGUCCAGCCUUUCUUUUCCCCGAGAGUACUUCACAAAACUGUGUAUCCCUUUGAUUUCUUAGGGAUAUAAGAGCUGAGCAGGGGCCAGCUUCAGAAUAAUCUCUUUUACAAAGAGAACAAACACUACUUGCAGGAGAGCAGUUUAAAAAGUGACCAACAUGCACUCUGUUCUGACACCGGUUUCUAACCAUCUUCUGCCCUGGCCGUCUUUACCGGUGAAGGAUGAGUGUGUGGUCAUCCAUGGAACUUCACUACAGUCCAUGGGUCUUUCUGCUUUUUUGUUUACUGAUUAGCAAAUUUCUGACUCCCUGUCUUAGAGUAAGAGAUUCAAGUUUGAUCUUAUGUUUAUCUCAGUAAAAUAACUUACAUGUAAAUGUCACUGUCCGGCAUGCCAUUUCAGAUUGGAAAACCAUGCCAAGAGACUUCUGUUUUCAUCUGGGUUUUUACCUCCAUGGCUCCAACUUGGUGAUUUUGUCCUACUUUUCUAUUGAGGAUAAUGAUAAUCUGGAAGCUUUUAAUGCCCCCCCCCCCCGAAUAUGAAUUUCAUUGGAAAGUAGGCAAUCAUUAAAAUUCCUUUUCUCGUUGGUCCAGGCAUUUUCCUGGCACCUUUGACUGUCUUCUCUCUCCCUGUGUCAGUGCCUGACAGGACCCAGCUGUUCCUUAGUUUCUGUGAUUUUUCUUCACAUCUUUGUUCAUCACCAGUCCCAGUCAGCUUCUGCGCUAGUGUCACACCCAGCAGGAAACCAUGGGAUUCCAUCAGGACCAGAGGUGUUGGGAAAUGUCCUCCUGCCUCCCUUCCAGCUUUCCAGGAGCUUGACAGGACAGGAAACUGCCCAUGCAAACUAUUUAAAAAAAAGUUCAGCCCAGGACUCGUAUCCUGUGAUUUAGCAGUUGAAUGAAUUCAGAAUUCAUCAAAAUAACAUUAGCCUUUUCCUUGCAUACUUGGAUAUGAUAUUUUAGAGUGAUUUCUAGGUGACUUUUAUAUGCCAGAGAUGAAGACUUAAUCAUCCUUUCAUCUUUAAAAACAUUUGUAACAUUGUGUCAUAGAUUGCCAGCGUAGUUAUUCUGUAACAAACGUGGCAUGAGGAGCGCACCUGCACAUAAAGGCAGGGAAGGCCAGGACCCACUUGCUGGGAUAGGGAAGUCACAUGGAGCAUGCUGGGUAGAAGGACACUGAGUGCAGGGCGGGAGCGGCCCAGCUAACACCAAACCUGAUGGUACACCUGGUGGAAAACAUCUGCCUUAUAGGAAAUGUUAAAGAACUGUAUUUUCAGCUGGGCAUGGUGGCACACACCUUUAAUCCCAAUGUAGGAGAGGGAGAGGCUGGAAAAUCUCUGACUUGAGGCCAGCCUGGUCUACAUAGUAAGUUCCGGGACAGUUAGGGCUACAUAGAGAGACCAUGUCACAACCACCCCACCAAAUAAAAGAACUAUAUUUUUAAGUAAAAUUGGUGUUUUGAUAUUUCUACAGCAAACAUCAAUACAAAAAGCAUUUUUUUUCUAUUUUACAUGUGUCUUUUCCUGCUUAUAUGAGCUUUUCCUCCCCUGAGAGCCAGAAGGAGAUUUUCAUACUUUUGUCUUUGCUAUCCAUGAAAUCUGUCAAUACCCAGGGCUUCUUUUGAACUACUGAUAAUGUGAUGUCAUUUUGUAUUACAAAAAAAAAUGAUGCUGCUUUUUUUUUUUUUAAAUCUUUAAUCCCAGUACUUGGGAGGCAGAAGCAGACAGUUCUCUUGAGUUGUAGGCCAGCCUGGUUUACAGAGCAAACUCUAGACCAGCCAAAGCUACAUAAUGAGACUCUGUCUCAAAACAAAACCCAAAACCUUUCAGGUCUAUUUGCUGUAAUUCUGUUGCCUACAUAAACAGCUAGGUGAAAGAUAGGUUUUAGGUGAGAGUCUGUCAAGGCUUUUCAUAAACAACAAAGCAAUACACCAUGAACACAAGUGUAUUUUUAAGAGUCUGAACUUGUCAAAGAAGCCUGGACUUUUUAGUGUCAUGAAAACCAUUAUUAAGACUUAGAGGAGCCAGUUCCUGUCCCCUGACAGCACCUCCUGACCUGGGGCAGGGUGGAUUUGGUUGUUUAUUCUUGAGGUGACCAGCUGCUGUCAAAUACACAGGCAAUGGCAGGUGAAUGCGAGAGAUUUCAUGUUACCCAGAUACAGGGUGUUAACGCCCAUUCUCCAAAAGUUUCCACCCAGCCCCGGAAGCUGGUUUUCAUCAUUGGGUGAUGUACCCACUUGUAAAGAAAGCAACAGGAGCCGGGUGGUGGUGGCGCACGCCUGUAAUCCCAGCACUCUGGGAGGCAGAGGCAGGUGGAUGUCUGAGUUUGAGGCCAGCCUGGUCUACAGAGUGAGUUCCAGGACAGCCAAGGCUACACAGAGAAACCCUGUCUCGAAAAAACCAAAUCCAAAAAACCAAAAAAAGAAAAGAAAGCAACAGGACACAGUCUCUGGACUGUUGAUAUCUCCUUGUGUGAUUAUUUGAGCAGGGCAAGUCUGUCCAAAGCUCUCACUUGAGCUGGCCGGCUCUUCCAGCACUUGCCAUCGUGGCUCAUGGGGUUGGGUCCGUGCUCAUUUAGUGCUGUUGGCAGUGAAGAGUGACUGACAAGCCAGGGGUGUCACACAUGCAGCACUCAUGCUUCUGUCUCAGGUGAUCCCCAUCUGGCUGAGGUCGCCCUGAGAUGGCUGAAGCCAGAGAAGAAAUGUUGUUUGCCUCCUGCCUCAGGGGGGGUGGACUCACAGACAUGUCGUGUCUCAACAAGAAACUGAAGGGUUGAAGUUGUAAGAUUCAGUUGCCAAAUAUCCCAAAAGUAACAGGGAGCUCCGUCCCAUUUGGCCAGCUUUGGGAUUUGUGGGAGUGGUUUAGGAGGGAGGCUGAAGAAGCAGGGAUGUGCCAGUCACCUGCCUUACGCCCCGUGUCUUACUCAUGAAUUGCAGGGGCUGCUCCUUGCCCACGCCUGCAUCAUCUAGAUCAGCUGCUUGGGUAGAACAUCCUUUUGGUUAUUUAACUUGCCUUUUCCUGCACCCUCAACUGAGUGGCUAAUACUACAUUCCUUUUGUGAAUUCAACGAUGGAGUUUGUUUACCUAUUUGGUUUCAGCUUAUUUUGAACAAAGAUCUUUGUCUCUUUCUACUGGAAUGUGCACACAGUGAAUGUUUGUUAGAACUACACAAUAAAGAUACUGUUUUCCUUUU
This is a messenger RNA of Apodemus sylvaticus (European woodmouse), 4476 nucleotides long. Its product is annotated as cytochrome b5 type B. The transcript is spliced from 5 exons. The coding region runs from base 100 to 540 and encodes 146 amino acids. Gene Ontology annotation, cellular component: intracellular membrane-bounded organelle; mitochondrial outer membrane. Gene Ontology annotation, molecular function: heme binding. NCBI's taxonomy places the organism in Eukaryota, Metazoa, Chordata, Mammalia, Rodentia, Muridae. The record is from RefSeq and is a predicted model, not a curated record.